AUGAACCUCUCAAGGAAGGUCUCAAAGUACUUCAAGUAUGGGAACCUCAUGCUGUUUGCACGCGAUCUAGAGAACCAACUCGCAGAUCUCAUGUUCACGAAGGAGAAACUUCACCAGUACGAAGUUGGCUCGCCGCUCCUAGGCAAGAGCUUCCACUUCUCGCCACCAGAUGGCAUGACGCAGCAGACGAUCGACACCCAGAUUGUAGACAUUCAGGAGAUCUUGAAGGCCGUGCGGCCCCACCUGAAUCGCUCGCGGCUGGACAGCCGGCUGGCGUCGCUACGGCGAGGGCUGCUCACCGGCAGCCGACAGUGCAGCGUCGAGGAGCUCUCGGGGCCUGGCCCGUCUCGCACUGUACGUACGCUCUGCUACGCUGGUAGAUUCACGAAGGGAAACGCCCUUUACACAAAACUCCCCUACGACUGCGAGGGCGCCACCAUGCACGACGGCGGCGACGACGCCGCGGCCGCCUACAACCCGAAGCUGUUGACGACGUCGUCGCCACGGCGAUGCUUCGAUCGCGAGCUUCGUCCGCUUCACGGCCUGUGCGAGGCGGGAGCGACGGAGGGCGUGCGCCGCAUGCACUCGCUGCACCAGCGCUUCUCCCGCGACGCCGUCGCCCUCUGGAUGGAGAAGACGGAGCGCGGCUGCCUCGACCCGGAGGUCGGCAUGCUGACCUUCGGAGGAUGCCUGACUGCCAACUUCCUGUGCAACAUGGACAGCAGUCCCAUAGGUGGCAGCACGCGUCGGCCGUCGACGCAGAUGGAUAGCGACGACUCGGCCGACUCCUUCCACUCCUGCUCGGGGUCAGAGGUCGCGUCAGACGUCAACUCCGCGGACGACGACAGCGGCGAAGAAUCCGACAUCGAGGUGAUCUCGCCCGAACCCGACGACGUAGGGGGCGCUCUGCCGACGUCGAUGGGUGGCGCCCUCUGCUGGGAGGCGACGGCGAUGGCGGGCGUCAGAAAAACCUGGGGCGCGGCGAGCGCGGGCGUCGGUAAAAACUGGGACGCGACGAGCGCGGGCGUCGGUAAAACCUGGGGCGCGGCGAGCGCGGGCGUCGCUAAAACCUGGGGCGGCGGCGGCGAGGACACGAGCGGCGACGAGGCGUCGGACGAGCGAUCGUCAGACGAGGGCGCCGCGAGUCGCCGCGAGUCGGCCGCCGCCGCCAGGCGCCGCCACCCGUCGUCGGACGCCAGCACGACGGUCGAUAGCGUUCGCGCGCCCAGCGACUCCGACGAGGAAGUGAUGGGAGGGGAACCGGUAGGGAUGUCGGGCAGAGACCCACCAGAGGAGAUAUCGGAAAGGGGGACCAGGAGGGGAUACCGGGAAGGAACCAGGAGGGGAUAA
This is a messenger RNA of Priapulus caudatus, 1350 nucleotides long. RefSeq lists its product as uncharacterized. The transcript is spliced from 9 exons. The coding region runs from base 1 to 1350 and encodes 449 amino acids. The record is from RefSeq and is a predicted model, not a curated record. Lineage: Eukaryota; Metazoa; Priapulida; Priapulimorpha; Priapulimorphida; Priapulidae.